Molecule: messenger RNA, 1028 nt
Organism: Galendromus occidentalis (western predatory mite)
Lineage: Eukaryota; Metazoa; Arthropoda; Arachnida; Mesostigmata; Phytoseiidae
Gene: Sar1
Product: Secretion-associated Ras-related 1
Exons: 4
Coding region: 188-760 (190 amino acids)
Biological process (GO): intracellular protein transport
Molecular function (GO): GTPase activity; GTP binding
Source: RefSeq, a predicted model, not a curated record
GCCGUUUAAGCUCUUGUCUGUCAUCCAUAGUUCAGUAGCUGGUUACGUGGAAUCUGCCUUCCUGCACCAUUUUCCAGUUCCAGCUCAAUCGGGAGUGCGCAAUUCUGAGUGAGAAUAGUAAAGAGGCGGGAGAGGACUCAGUGUAGGACAAAUUCAUUGGAUUCGACCACAGAAAAGAUCAGCGAACAUGUUCCUCUUCGAUUGGAUGACAGGUGUACUCGGCUACCUAGGUCUCUGGAAAAAAUCCGGGAAGCUAUUAUUUCUAGGGUUGGACAAUGCCGGUAAAACCACCCUACUUCACAUGCUCAAGGAUGACCGAAUGGCUCAACACGUGCCCACGUUGCAUCCAACAAGCGAAGAGCUUUCAAUAGGGAACGUUUGUUUCACAACCUUUGAUCUCGGAGGGCAUCUGCAGGCUCGUCGCGUAUGGAGGGAUUACUUUCCCGCCGUAGAUGCGAUUGUAUUCCUCAUUGACGCAUCCGACAGAGAGCGAUUCCUUGAGGGCAAAGAAGAGUUGGACCAUCUGUUGAUGGACGAGCAGCUGGCACACUGUCCUGUGCUCAUUCUCGGCAACAAAAUCGACAAGCCAGGAGCAGCAUCGGAGGAUGAGCUUCGACAUGCAUUCAACCUCUACUCAGUGACCACGGGCAAGGGUCAGCGACCGUCGGAAGGAGUUCGCCCCUUGGAAUUGUACAUGUGCUCUGUCCUCAAGCGACAGGGAUAUGGGGAGGGAUUCCGUUGGAUUUCGCAGUUCCUCUAAACAGCUGCACCAAACUCAUGCGACCAGCUGAUCGACAUAGAUUGAUACGAGAAGCCGGUGACAUCAGAAACCUACAUCAACAUCCGACGGCCACUUUUCCGCACAUCAAAACAUCGCUUUUUGGAUGUCGGCCCCCUCCCAAACUUUUGCAAAAAAAAGGAACUGCGCCCUGGUCGUCUGCUGCCAGGAGAGGAGCAUUGGAAGUGAAAUGAAGCAGCGCAUAGCCCGUGAUUGAUGAUUUUGGAAAGAAUAAAUGGAGCAAAUUUUA